This is a messenger RNA of Durio zibethinus, 3792 nucleotides long. The record is from RefSeq and is a predicted model, not a curated record. Lineage: Eukaryota; Viridiplantae; Streptophyta; Magnoliopsida; Malvales; Malvaceae.
GAGACUGAGUUACGCGCGUUGUCAACGUCGUUUAUUUUUUAAUUAUUGAUGAUUUGGUUAAUUGAUGGUUGGGUUGGCGUAGGAAGAGGAGCAAACAAAACAAAAGAAAGAAAAAAAAAAAAAAGAAAUGAAGGGAAGGAAAAUGGCAAGGUCGCAAGACAGACUCCCCGCUUUUGCAAUGUUUUUCGAAGAAACUGCAACUGGGCCAGUCGCAUACUUCCAAGUUGGAAGACCAAAGACCAAAGACCAAACAAACACGUUUCUACUCUUAUGAAUUUCUUUCUUCCACAUUACACUUUACUUUUCAAAGUCUUUCUUUCUUCUCUAUCUCUCUCAUCAGCUAGCGCUUUGAGUCUCUGCUUCUCUUAGAUACACAACUCAGCUCCCUUCAUGUUUUAUCAAUUCCAUUAUUUCGAUCUCACUCACUACCACGCAAUUCAGCUUUAACCAGUGUAGAAUGAAGAUCAUAAGGUCAAAUGCAGAAUUGAAAGCUGAAAUGCAGAAUUGAAAGCUGAUAGUUGUCUUCUAGCAUAACAUUCAGGUAUCUUUCUUAGAGGGAAAUGAGUUCAUUACACAUGGUCCUUCAAGCAAACCAAGAGCUUUCGUCCCUUUUCUGAAACUUGAAUGUUCCAGAUGAUUCCAUGAUAUUUUGAUCUCUACAGGCAUCUUUUUCUUAGCACAGGUAUUGGAGCGGUAGUUCAUAAUUUCAGUUCAGCUUCUUUCAUUGACAGGUGCCUUUAAGUUUUCUGUUCUUACCAGUUGGGACCUCUUGAAGCUAACAGAGGGUUUUCAAACUUUUAACGAAGGCCUUUCUUAUUUUACCAUAGGCACCUAAGAUUUAAGAUCUAAUAUAUGAUAAAUGGCAUUUUAUGAUAAAGAUGAGGUUCCUAUGCUGUCAGAUAUCCAUCCUCAAUCAUCAGAAAAUAAUAAGGAUUCUCGAUUUCAGACAUUUUUCUCCAGGACUCAGAGUGCAUCAAUUUCUAUCCCAAUGCACUCCAUAGAAUCCUAUGAAAAUACUAAUCUUGUAGGGCAUACUGGUCCCUUGAGGAAUGAAAGAAAAACACCAUUUAUACAGAUGAGCGGGCCGCUAUAUAUAAGCCGUAAGCCUGAAAAUUCUUUUUAUCUAAAUCAAAAUGCAGCAGGCCGUAAAAUGGUGGAAUCUAAGGCAGAAAAAUUUCCUUCUUUUAAUGGCAUGGAUGAAAAAGAUUGGUCAGAUAACAACUAUGUUGGCAAAAAUGAACAUUUACUGAGGUCUGGGCAACUAGGAAUGUGCAAUGAUCCUUAUUGCACUACUUGCCCAACAUAUUACAAUUUCAAAGCAGAACAACAGAAAAACUCAAAAGCUUCAGGUAUCUUUGAUGCCAAGUUCCAUAAUGCUCUCUAUGGGGAUGCCAAAGGAUGGGCUAGGAGAUUGAUGUCUUUUUUACACACUUUUGUUCCUGGAGUUAUGAAUCCUCAUGCUAAAGUUGUCCAACAAUGGAACAAAUUUUUUGCCAUUUCAUGCUUGAUGGCAGUUUUUAUCGAUCCAUUGUUUUUCUUCUUGUUGUCUGUGCAGAAGGACAACAAGUGCAUGGUCAUUAAUUGGCCUGCAACUAAAGCGUUUGUAGUCUUAAGGAGCAUGACUGAUUGUAUUUACAUUCUUAACAUGCUCCUUCAGUUCCGGUUGGCUUAUAUAGCUCCUGAGUCUAGAGUAGUUGGUGCUGGUGAGUUAGUUGACCAUCCAAAGAAAAUUGCUGUCAAUUACCUUAGCGGAUACUUUUUUCUUGACUUGUUUGUGGUACUCCCAUUUCCUCAAAUCAUGAUAUCAUUUGUCCUACCAAAAUAUUUGGGAUCAGAAGGAGCAAAUUAUGCAAAAAGUAUUUUAUGUACAGCAAUUCUUAUUCAGUACCUUCCCAGAUUGUAUAGGUUUCUACCUUUCCUUGCUGGUCAGUCUCCAAGAGGCUUUAUAUUUGAGUCAGCAUGGGAAAAUUUUGUCAUAAACCUUCUCACUUUUAUGUUGUCUGGCCAUGUUGUUGGAUCAUGCUGGUACCUCUUUGGAUUACAGAGGGUUAAUCAAUGUCUUCAAAAUGCCUGCUCUAAGUCUUACAUUAAAAAAUGUAUGGAGUUUAUAGAUUGUGGCUAUGGGCAUACUUCUAAUCAUUUUGAAUCACCAAGUUGGAAGAACAAUGCAAAUGUUUCUGCCUGUUUUACAAAAGAUGGAUUUUCUUAUGGAAUAUAUGGACCAACAGUCAAUCUAACAACAGAACGAAGUAUUGUUACCAGAUAUGUAUAUUCAUUGUUUUGGGGAUUCCAGCAAAUCAGUACUCUGGCUGGAAAUCAAACUCCAAGCUAUUUUAUUUGGGAAGUUCUUUUUACCAUGGCCAUUGUUGGACUGGGCCUCUUGCUUUUUGCUCUUCUGAUUGGAAAUAUGCAGAACUUUCUCCAGGCACUUGGACGGAGGAGAUUAGAAAUGUCACUAAGGCGUCGUGAUGUGGAGCAGUGGAUGAGUCAUCGACGCUUGCCAGCAGAGCUAAGAAGGAAAGUACGAGAGGCUGAACGAUAUAAUUGGGCUGCCACAAGAGGGGUAAAUGAGGAAAUGCUUUUUGAGAACUUACCUGAAGACCUUCAGAGAGAUAUAAGGCGUCAUCUCUUCAAGUUUGUUAAGAAAGUUCGCUUUUUUGCUAUCUUGGAGGAUCCUAUUUUAGAUGCCAUCUGUGAGAGAUUACGACAAAAGACCUAUAUUAAAGGAAGCAAUGUUUUGUCUCCUGGUAAUCUGAUUGAAAGGGUGGUUUUUAUAGUGCGAGGGAAAAUGGAAAGUGUCGGAGAAAAUGGAAUCAAAGAUCCCUUAUCUGAAGGGGAUGUUUGUGGUGAAGAACUACUCACGUGGUGUCUUGAGCAUUCUUCAGUAAACAGAGAUGGGAAGAAAAUCAGGAUUCCUGCACAGAGAUUGCUUAGUAACCGAAAUGUUAGAUGCCUGACAAAUGUUGAAGCAUUUUCCCUGCGGGCUGCAGACCUAGAAGAAGUUACCAGUUUGUUCUCUAGGUUCUUGCGCAAUCCUCGUGUUCAAGGAGCCAUCAGGUAUGAAUCUCCCUAUUGGAGAAGCCUUGCUGCCACUCGUAUUCAAGUAGCAUGGAGAUACAGGAAAAAAUGUCUUAAUCGUUCUAACACCUCUCAAUCUGCCAAUCCUUUGGGAUAGUGUUUUGGCUUUUACACUGUAGAAAUGCUAAACAUUGAAUCUGAGGAUUUAAAUUUUGAAGGCAUCCAAGUAGUUUGACAUGAUUGGCUUCAGACAGGUAAAGGCUCUAUAUCUAUGUAUGAAGAACGAAUUCCCCUCUGGACUGUUGAAGUUUCUUUCAUAUUACCAUAAAUUUAUGCCCACCCCAACAACUAAAGGCCAUGGGGUAAGAUGCUGUUGUUGGUUUUGAAUUGUGAUUGGGUAAACACAGCAAUGAGAAGGCAAUUCAGAGGCUUGGAUUGUGGCCUUAACGGAUACACUGUAUUACCUUAGGCAUGUCAAGCAAAGAAAUCGUUAGAUUGACCACCCAACGACUCAUUGGGCGUUUGUGAAUUCAUUAAAAAUUUUGUAAAUAUUAGGCGCCUUCUCAACCUCGAUGCGUUUUACUCAUUGUAAACCCCUUAUUUGGGGUUAUUUUCAAAUCUCAAAUUAAUUUAAAUUGGGUUUUGGAUCUAAUCCAAUAGGGUUUGGAUUUAUCAUAGUUUUAAGCUCGGGUUAUAUUCUAGACCAAAAGCAAGCCCAUUUGCUUUUAUUGUUUUAUUUAUUUUUGCUUUUAUUAUUAUUUUGAAAAUGAAAAA